Molecule: messenger RNA, 1074 nt
Organism: Saccostrea cuccullata (small rock oyster)
Lineage: Eukaryota; Metazoa; Mollusca; Bivalvia; Ostreida; Ostreidae
Exons: 5
Coding region: 33-575 (180 amino acids)
Source: RefSeq, a predicted model, not a curated record
AGGGAACCAGUUAGAUAACUGGGGUAAACAAUAUGGCGGCGAGUGGUGGACAGUUGCGACUAUUUUGUGGCGUUUCUCUUGCAGUUUUAUUCUUUCUCCUUCUUCAUUGUGAUUAUAUCUGUACUUCAAAACCAACAAUUGUUAUAAAACAAUCCAUGCCGCUUACAUCAGAUUGUACUGAUAACACUGGUGCAGUUGUUGGGCAUGAAGCAACAUGGCCUACCUCUACUGGCUCCUGUGAUAAAAAUAAAUGUUGGCAUGGGACACUAAAGAAGUUUGUUCUAACAUACAGUUGCCCCUCCCUGAAUACUGGUGAAAAUCCAGAUAGUGGCAAUUGUUUUGAAACAUCCAAUACUGGUUUGAGUUUCCCAGACUGCUGUCCAACACUCAGUUGUAAUUCCUCUGUACCAUUGACAACUCUGGCACCAACAGCUUGUUAUGACCUGAGCUCAGAUUUUGCCUGCAGUGUUUGGUCAAACAUGACCAGCGGAUGUCGGAAUGGGACCGAUGGUUAUGCAGACAGGAUAUACAACUACACAACCAUCUUCUGCAGGAAAACCUGCGGAUUUUGUUAGACAGUUGAGCCCAGUGUGUGAAGAUUACCGGUAUUUAUUCCGUCCAGGAUAAUUUGCAAUCAGGAGAAAAUACUAUUGUAAAUUUUUGUUUUAUUUACAUGUAUAUGCAUAUAUAGUACAUCUCCUUCUUACAUAUCCUCAAACUAUUUUUUGUAUUUGAUUGUACGAGGGUUGUCCCAAAAUUUCGUAGACUGGGCUCAUAUCUUUCAAAGAAAUUAAUGUAUCUUUAUAAAAUCAUGUUUACCUGAAAACUUUUCGAGAAAUAACUUUUCAAGUGAUAUUGUUCUCUAACAUCUGGAGCAAUCUGCAAUGUCAAAAAAUGCAAAUGUCAACGAGUCUAAUUUUUGGCGAAAAUAUUUCAAUUACCAGAAUCAAAUUCUUAAAUUAAACAAAACGAUUAUAGUUAUAAAUGUGAAAUAUCUUAAUUACGAUGAUAUGAUAAAACUUUAAAAUAUGUUAACAAAUUAUAUGCAUGUACCGGUAUGAAAUAAUAAUUAUU